Messenger RNA from Rhodofomes roseus, 868 nucleotides. RefSeq lists its product as uncharacterized. NCBI's taxonomy places the organism in Eukaryota, Fungi, Basidiomycota, Agaricomycetes, Polyporales, Fomitopsidaceae. The record is from RefSeq and is a predicted model, not a curated record. Bases 98 to 586 code for a protein of 162 amino acids. The transcript is spliced from 4 exons.
CGGAUGAACCGAGCAAUGUACUCCUUUGGCUAUAUCAGUAAGUGUGGUACAACCCCUGUUUGGACUUACAAGUUUGUCAAAUAAGACACCGUCGAUCAUGGAAAUCUCAUCAACGAUCAGAAUCUUGACCUCUUUCCACCUAUCGGCAGCAGUGAUCUUUUUCUCCGAGCGAGGUACGCGUUUGAGGUAUUCCUCAUUCUUCACCUUCUUGUCGAUGAAAAAUAUCUUCUCAGCUAGUUGUCUCGCAUCUUCCUUCCCUAGGCCAAUCCCAGCCCACGAGUGCAAGGUACACCCAUCUAUGUUUAUAGAAGCAAUCCCUGUCGCAGCUGUAAUGGCCAGACGUAAGUCAGGCGGCUCCGUUUCAUCAUCCCAGUCGUCUGCGUCCAGAGGGUCUCUCCGAAAUUCGUCGCGAAAGUACUCAAUGAUUGCUCGUAGAAGGACGGACUUUCCAGUUCCAGCGGAGCCUGUGAAGAAGAUGCUCUUUCCCGACUUUACAUAUCCAAGGACUGCACGCUGUUCUGCAGACAGCUCAAUUCCUGGGGAGCGCUCGGAUGCAAGCUCAGUAGGGUCCUCUGUUACUGGCUGAGUCGAAGUCUCCGUCGUGGGUUCGUCGUUGACGAGGAACUCGAUGAUAUUGUCCGGCAUUCCUACCUCGUUCCAAAUCGCUUCAUCCGAGUCCGAGUCAACCAUCGUCGCGAUCAGGAACUCUACCCGUAUGUAGGUAGCUACUAUGUAGUUAGUAUCGUGUCGUAGACUCACUAGUUACGGCUUGUCGAGUACUACGCCGCUAGUGUGUUGUGAAGUUGGGAAUUGAAUCAUGUGUCCACUGUUUGAGUGUUUGAAGGAAGCGCGAGGUACGAGCGCUUCA